Messenger RNA from Apis dorsata (giant honeybee), 1126 nucleotides. RefSeq lists its product as uncharacterized. Bases 178 to 1047 code for a protein of 289 amino acids. Lineage: Eukaryota; Metazoa; Arthropoda; Insecta; Hymenoptera; Apidae. The transcript has 2 exons. The record is from RefSeq and is a predicted model, not a curated record.
AAUAUGGCCGCCAGUUCUUGACGCGUACGGAACCAGUUUCCAAUAUGAAACCGGUUUGGAACUAGUUUUCAUUGGUUUUUCGGCCCUCUGCAAGACCGUACCACGACCGAGAUUGGCACUUGUGUUGUACUUCUCUCAGAGAUUGGAACGGAGGUUACGUUACGACUGUGUGCUAAUAUGGCCGAUAUUACAGAACAGAAAGGAGAAACCCUCGACGCACAAAUGGAAAUCAAAGUGGAACCACCAGUACAAGGAUAUAUUGAAGAAGAACACGAAAACAGUUUUCCCGGUUUUGAAAGUAACAACGCAAUUCCUUCUAGUGCUGAUGUUGGUGCUUUAAAUUUGUGGACCAGUAAGGCUACUGCAUGUCUUAUUAAUCAAUAUAAAAAAUAUCAUUCGAUGGUAGGGCAAUCGACUCAAAUUCGAAGUUUACGUGAGAUGUUUGAAAUGAUCUCUCUUGAGAUGCAAAAACAUGGAUUUUACUUCAGUCCUCAGAAAUGCGAGAACAAAUGGCGUGUUCUAGAACGAAAAUACAAAAAUCUUGUGUUUCGAGAACGAUUAAAAAAACCUGGUAGGAUGAGACAUUAUGGACAAUGGGAACAUAAAAGAGCGUUGGAUGAAAUAUUUAAAGAAAAGAAAAAGCAUAUGUACUUGGAUAAAAAUGAUUUUCCAUCACCACCUGGUUCUGCAAGAUAUAUGUUUAUCUUACCAAAACAAGUGAACGAAGAAUCGAGCAACAUUGUUGUCAAUCAGCAACAAGAAGAUCCUCUUGCGGCAUCGCCAACGAAUUCUUCUACAAGUAACAAAAAUGAAGCAGUGGAUCAGAAAGAAACUCUGACGGCACUCUUUGACAAAUUUCUUGAUGAAUUGGCAAAACAUUUUGCUCUUGCGGAGAAAAAUAAAGAAAAAAGACAUAAAGAAAAAAUGGCAAUACGACAAAGUGAAUUAGAAGUUCAAAAAAAACUUUUAAAAUUAAAAGAACAAAAAGUUGAAUUACAACGACUUCAAAUUAUUGCUGCUGCACAGCAUAUACAUUUGAACAUGUAGCAAAAACAAACUAAUAUUUUAACUCAAACAAAAAAUAUUAGAACAAUGAUUUUACGUUUAAAUUUUUUGCAAUUUGUUU